UGCUUUUUCAACAACUACUACGUACAGGUGCACAAAAUAAGAAAGUUCAGUUUAUCACACUGACAAUCUUUCCCUACGGUGUGCCAAAUCUAUAUUAAUGCUCAGUAGAACAAGAACCAUUGCAAACAUAUUGAUCAUCACGACCAUUAGCUACAACGACUCCCAAUAUUCCACCAACUACAAACUUGUAUAAUUCUUGAAUCAAGAAGGCAUCAACAAAAUGUCGUCGACCACCGGCGUUCCCUCCAAACGUGAUAACAAAUCAUGUGCCGAGGACUCAACAGCUGCGCCGCUUGCUAAAAAGCAGAAGAAGAGCACAACCUCUGGAUCUGGAUCCGCAGAAACUAAAAAAGAAGACGAAACCUUCUCGGAAACGGGGUCUACCUCUUCAACCAGUCAUGAAGAAAAAUUUGGCGAUGUGGACGAAGAAGACGUGCUUGCAGGAGCCUCUCCAAAAGAUGCUGGAGACGUCCACCCCGUUGACGCAACUGCUUAUCGUACCGAAAAAGCGAUCCGCAUUUUGUCAAGACUCGAGGAUUGUCCUGACCCUAUCACGUCCUUUGAAGCAUUAGGCAAAUGGGGUAGAAGCUCUACUGCGAGCUCAAGCUCAUCUUCAAAUACAGGUAGUACUAGCAACUACAUCAUCCCUUCUUCUAUGCUCAAAGUUUUCGAGACUGCUGGUUACAAGACCCCCUCUCCGAUCCAAGCUCAAGCUUGGCCUGUCGCUCUCCAAGGCCGUGACAUGAUUGGGAAUGCGGAAACUGGAAGCGGCAAGACCAUGGCCUUCUUGAUCCCAGCAGUGGCACACAUCCUGAGUCAAGCCCCGUUGAAGACUGCGACGAGCUUUUCGAGAGAUUGGUGGAACGCCGAAUCUGGUCCAAUCUGCCUCGUCCUCGCGCCAACGCGAGAACUAGCACAGCAAAUUGAAGAGGGUGCAGCGAAAUUUGGAGCAGUUGGCGGUGCCGGAGGUGCUGGCGGCGCUGGUGCCAAGAAGGUCCUAGGAGCUAGUAGAUUAGGACUAAAUAACGACGGUAGUGGUUCUACUAGUAACGCUUCAUCGGAACAAGUUGUUAUCGAAGAGCCCUUCAUUUCUUCUCCUCGCCCCGUCCGUUCCACCGUCUUAGUCGGUGGCACGAGCAAGGGUCCCCAGAUUCGCGACUUAAACCGGGGAUCCGAGAUCAUCAUUGCCACGCCAGGCAGACUUUUGGACCUUUUAGACAUGGCAGAGCAGCCGCACGCCAACUUCGUCUUUAACUUGAACCGAGUCAGUUUCCUAGUGUUGGAUGAAGCGGAUCGCAUGCUAGAUAUGGGCUUCGAGAAGGACUUGCGUCGCAUUGUCGCCGCACUGAAGAACCGAAAGAUGCCAGUGGUGCAAGACUCUGACGAUCACAAGGCGAAAUUGGAACGGGUGCUGCAAAACAACCAAAGCAAUGGAGGAGCUUCACCAUCAUCAACAUCUUCUUAUCAGACCUUGAUGUUCUCCGCCACAUGGCCCAAGGAAGUGCAGAAACUGGCGCGUGACCUCUGUCGUUCGGACCAACAGCCGGUUCACAUCCACGUUGGCGAGGGAACCAUUGGGGAACUGAAGGCGAAUCCACGAAUCACCCAAAACAUUGCUCUGGUGGAUGCACAAGGCAACAAAUGGAAUGAAGAGUCCAAGAUUGCAAGGAUGAAGGAAAUUUUGCAGGAAGAAAAGACGAAAUGCCAAGAGAAAGAGCCAGGAUCAGUGUUGAAAACAGUGGUGUUUACGAUGACGAAGAGGGGAUGCGACACACUGGCUUGGAGAUUGAAAUCCAUGGGCGCUUUAGCUAUUCAUGGCGAUAAAACCCAGGCCGAUCGAGAUUGGUGCCUAGCGGAAUUCAAGAAAGAAAACGGCGGGUAUUUUUAUCAUCUUUCUCACUCUCUAACAGUUGGAUUAGGAUUAUCAAUUCUUGAAAUGUACUAGUACUUGAUAGCUGUUGGCCCCUUGUUGCGUACUUGAUGAUCAUGAGCUACAACUAAAGUACUAGAUGAAACGUGGCACCUCCAAUCUUUUCUAGCUUCAGCUCAUCAAACGCUGCACUGUUUCUCAAAUUUCAUUGUUGCGACUUACACUAAAACUAAUGGCUGUUCCUCUUUUUGUAGUACUUGUCAUCAGCCUAAAAAAAAAUGAAAAAAGGUAUGACAUCCUUGUUGCGACGGACGUGGCUGCUCGCGGCUUAGACGUGAAAAAUGUGAAGUGUGUUAUCAAUGCCGAUUUCCCUUUGAACAUCGAGGACUACGUCCAUCGUAUUGGUCGCACCGGUCGUGCUGGCACCUAUGGUGCGAGUUACAGCUUCUUCGUCGCCGAACACCUGAUGAACGCGCCAAAGUCUGCUUAUGACCUAUGCGGUAUUUUGCGGAAAGCCGAACAGCCGGUACCGGUUGAACUUAUGGACCUCGCUGACAAGUGCCGUGGAGGAGGUAAGGGUAAGGGCAAGGGAAAAGGCAAGAAGGGAAAGGGAAAAGGCGGCAAGGGAGGAAAGGGUAAAGGAGGCGGAAAAGGGAAAUGGUAAGGAAAAUGGUAAUCACGACUUAGUAUUUUAAGCUCUUCAAGAACUAAUGCUAAAGUUUCUUCUUGUUCUUGCUAGAAGAACUAGUGUUGCUGGAAAUGAAAACGAAUGCUUAUGUUCUAUUCUAACUGUGGCAGACAUGCUUAUGCUUAAGAAUCGGUCAUCCUCGUAUUAGAGACCAGAUCAAGAAAUGUCCUUGAACUGUAAUGAUACUAACCUCGGAGGUAUCACACCUUGUUCUAAAAACGAAAACUUGCACAUAAUAAUUGUUUGACCUUGACCUAAAGAAUGAUUACAAUCACUUACUGCUGUAUUGUACAGUCUUUGUCAAAGAGUUCUGAUCAUGACCAAUCCAGCACCAUUUGAUUUAGACCUUUUUUUAGCAUUUUUAUACUGAACAACGAUGUAAUUGGCACGAAUUCACUUUCUUGCCAUUAUAGUACAACCAAAGCACCUGCAAACCAAUCAUGAUGAUGCUCGUCUGGCCGAGAAGGUCCGUAGAAUUGAUUCGACGUAUAGCCCAUCCAAAUUAUUUAAAUGAUGUCGUUUAUUAGACGAUAUCAUCUUCC
Messenger RNA from Amoebophrya sp. A25, 3100 nucleotides. The record is from the annotation of a GenBank genome assembly. NCBI's taxonomy places the organism in Eukaryota, Dinophyceae, Syndiniales, Amoebophryaceae.